This is a messenger RNA of Anopheles coustani, 909 nucleotides long. Its product is annotated as protein yippee-like. The transcript is spliced from 3 exons. The coding region runs from base 138 to 500 and encodes 120 amino acids. The record is from RefSeq and is a predicted model, not a curated record. NCBI's taxonomy places the organism in Eukaryota, Metazoa, Arthropoda, Insecta, Diptera, Culicidae.
AUAACGAUCUUAACCACACAAAAGUGCAACAAGCGAAAAAUGCCGGUCACAACAAAACCCACUCGCUGUUAAAUUAAUCUAUAAAGCUGUGAAAUAGGAUUACAAUUUACCCCGUGGCCUUCUCUUUGAUCAUCAUCAUGGGUAAAGUUUUCAUGGAUCAUAUUGGUGGACGAAAACUAUACAAUUGUGCGGCAUGCGGAACAAAUUUGACCAACAGACGCAAUCUUUUGCUCAUUUUCGUUGAUACAUCUUAUGGUGCGGGUGCAUCCGGUCGUUUCUACAUGUUUCAGCGUGUGGUAAAUAUCACUUACUCGCAAGUUAUGGAACGCUUCACGCCUUCUGGCCGGCAUAUGGUACGCGAUGUAAUGUGCAAAAACUGCAAGGUUAAAUUAGGAUGGAUGCACGAGUUCACCGACGUCAAAACGCAAAUGUACAAAGAAGGCAGAGUUGUCAUAGAAUAUGCAAACAUAACUGAAUCGGAAGGAUUCCCCGAAACAUAGGUUAGAACUACUCCAAGGCUGUGACGUAUCCUGAAAACCGUUUUUGAUCUUUUCGAAUCAUAGAUCAUAAAACGAAGUCCUCAGGAUAUACUCUCAAACCACAUAGUACAAAACAAAACAUUGAAAUGUCCUUUACGUCGCGAGUAUGUUAAGUUACCGAAUUAAUGAUGAAAUAUGUUAUGGAACGUGUUAAACAAUGCCAUGUUUAAUAUCAAUUACAAUCAUAUUGAGAUGUAAAUUGAGUAUUAAACUAUCGAACAUGUAUUUAGCGAGAUGAAAUCAGUCUAUCGAAUUAACAAUUCUGAAAUAAGAAUCUACCAAAAACGAAAUAAGCUACCGAGCCACUGAGAUCGUGAUCAUAGUGUAAACAAAAAGAUGAAUUGAUAAUUAAAAGCCAAUAUAGACUGCA